Ixodes scapularis (black-legged tick) is the source of this 2436-nucleotide messenger RNA. RefSeq lists its product as uncharacterized. Lineage: Eukaryota; Metazoa; Arthropoda; Arachnida; Ixodida; Ixodidae. The record is from RefSeq and is a predicted model, not a curated record. The transcript has a single exon. The coding region runs from base 20 to 1891 and encodes 623 amino acids.
CGGUGACUCGUUAGCGGCGAUGUCGCUGACGAACCCUUUCUUGUUCUACGUACAGGCAUGCUUGCUGUCGACGCUGCUUCCCCAAGGAUCCUUGGCUCUGGGCCUAUCUACGGUACCGCAAGCUUCGUUAAUGAGAGCGCCUUUGAUACCGGCGUUCGUUGUCUCGCCAUCACAUCGCGGAACGCGUGCCUGCACCAGCGCUGACAGAGCUCGGAUAUCAAGCGUCAUCCUAUGGAAGUGCCCAUCUUCACCGGCCUUGGAGGACGUCGCCCUCAUCGAGAAUCCUGCGUCGAUUCAGCCGCACCUAGCGCGACCAUCGACUGCGACAGCCACGUCAAUUGCUACAAAAGCAGCGCAUGGUGUGGCCUACGCCAGUGGGCACGGUGACUCGUUAGCGGCGAUGUCGCUGACGAACCCUUUCUUGUUCUACGUACAGGCAUGCUUGCUGUCGACGCUGCUUCCCCAAGGAUCCUUGGCUCUGGGCCUAUCUACGGUACCGCAAGCUUCGUUAAUGAGAGCGCCUUUGAUACCGGCGUUCGUUGUCUCGCCAUCACAUCGCGGAACGCGUGCCUGCACCAGCGCUGACAGAGCUCGGAUAUCAAGCGUCAUCCUAUGGAAGUGCCCAUCUUCACCGGCCUUGGAGGACGUCGCCCUCAUCGAGAAUCCUGCGUCGAUUCAGCCGCACCUAGCGCGACCAUCGACUGCGACAGCCACGUCAAUUGCUACAAAAGCAGCGCAUGGUGUGGCCUACGCCAGUGGGCACGGUGACUCGUUAGCGGCGAUGUCGCUGACGAACCCUUUCUUGUUCUACGUACAGGUAAGAUAUCAGUAUUCUAUACACUCUAGACGAAGUAAUAACCUAUGGCUUCUCGAGUUACCGUGCCCACGGUCAUCGCGCUUUUUUUGUUCUUUGUGCUCUUUGUAUUACUGGUUGUGUACACAUGCGAUGCUUGUCCUACAUUCCGCUGAUACAUUAAAACUUCUCUUGUUACGCUCCGGUGACGUCGAGGCGAAUCCGGGACCUAUGUCUAUCGAUCAGGCCAAGCAGUUUAACGACAUGUUCAAACUCUUGCAAGAUGUAAAUGAACGUACGGUCAAGAUUGACCAAGGCCAAGCUAGCCUAAUUAAGUCUAUUAACGAGUUAAAAAGUAAGCAAGAAUCCGUCGAACUAAAGGUUACCGACAUCCAAAAUCGGCUCGAAGGCGUUGAGUGCAAAGUAGCAACUUUCGAUGCAACCCGGGAAGAACUCUUGGCUGCCGAGGGAUUAAUGCAGUCUGUUAUUAAGGACAACCAAAGACUGCACGAGCGCCUGAACGAUAUUGAGGACCGCUCAAGAAGGAGCAAUAUUAUCUUUCACGGUAUUGAAGAUUCCACCUCCGAAUCUUGGGAACAGUCUAAAGUAAAAAUAUUAGAUAGGUUAUCUACUUCACUUAGUCUGCAAGUUUCUGACGAAUGCGUUGAACGUGCUCACAGGCUUGGCUCGUACGCAGUCGGAGGAUGCAGGCCACUGAUUGUCAAGUUCUCUUCUUUCAAAACAAAACAAACAAUUUUGCAAUCACGACCUAAGCUUAAAGCCUGCGGCAUAACGGCUAAUGAAGAUUUUUCUCCGGCUACGCGCCUAGCAAGACAGAAACUUUUUGAUUUUGGAAAAUUACAAAAGAGCGUCUUCCAACUGCGCUACAAUAAGCUUUACGUGAACAAUAAAUGUUUCAUGUAUGAAAAUGCGAACGACAGGGUGUAUGAAGUUGGAAAUGACAGAAGGCCGGGCAAGAGCAAUUCAAAUACAAGAAGCCCUGGAGGCGAUAAUAAUCAACCUUCCUCAUCGUUGCAAAAUAACGUGGCACCAAACUUAAAUGCCCGCGCAGCAUCUGCCCGAUCUGCCUUGCCCUAACAUAGUGCGAGGGGUAGUGGUUCUUCUUUCGCGCCCGAAAUAAUUACUGUUCUGUUUACUAAUAUCCGAAGUGUCAUGCGAAAUCGCGAUGAUCUAUGCUCUGCCAUUGACUCCACCGGGGCUGAUGUUGUAGUUUUGACAGAAACGUGGCUCUCUAGCAAAAUUCAUGAUAACGAAAUCCUAACUACUAACAAACGGUUCAAAAUUUAUCGCACUGAUAGGGAAGCUCGCCAAGGCGGAGGUGUGUUGAUUGCAGUCGCCGAACAUAUAGAUUCCCUUCAUUUGAAUGUUGCAAGUGAUCUCGAAACAGUCUUUGUUUGCCUUUCCGUGAAUCACAAAAAAUAUAUCUUGGGUGCCUGUUACCGCCCUCCCUCAAGUGACGAUAGCUUUCUGAACAAACUUCAUGACGUAAUCAGUACAGUGACUUUGCGAUCUCCCACACCAAACGUCAUCCUUCUGGGUGAUUUUAACUAUCCAAAUAUUGUGUGGUCGGCGGAAACAGCUUACUCAAGUCCUUUUUCGUCUGACAGUGACAAAUUCCUCAA